AUGGUCUCCUUCUGGCCGUUCAAGCAGUCCAGCGAGGACCAAGCGUACUUCGAGAAGACGCUUUCGACGCUCUCUGGGAAGAUUACGAGGGCUGCUGCGAGAAAUGAUGCCGCGAGGCAGAGAUCUAGGCGUAUCCGCGUCAUGUGGACGCUUUGGGCUGGCUUUGCCUACAUCUUUGCGGCCCUGUUCUGGUCGCUGGUAGUGGGCUACAAGAAUUGGGGACGCACAGAGUAUACCGCGGUUGCUGGCGGACCGGUAUUGAUCUACAUCGUCCGCACCACGACGACCCGUUUUUACGACUGGCGCAUCUCCAGCACAGAAGCCUACAUCAAGAACCUCAGCAAGGAACGCGAGGCAACGAUUGAGCGGCUGAAGGAAUCCACCAAGUGGAAUACCACGCAGCAGCUUCUCGAAAAAUACGGCGGUCAACCGCAGAAACCGAAGGCACCUGCAGACAAGAAAGAUGCCCCCCAGAAACCAGCUCCAGCACCUGGACCUCGCACCGGCAUCGCACCCCCGCCCACGGCAAACAUCCAACGCCCCUCCGACAAGCGUCCAGCAACACCACAACAACCUGUCUCGGCAACCCCUCCCCAAAACCUUUCACACCCACCCGCUCUACCCUCUUCCGAAACCCUCAGCGCUGAAUUCGCUCCCAACGCAUUCUCCGCCCCCGAACUCACAAGACAAUACACAGCCUCCUCCGCCGCUACCUUUACGCAGUCCCACUGGUACGACCGCAUCUUGGACGCGCUCCUCGGCGAAGACGAAACCCAACCGAAGAACCGCAUCGCGCUUAUCUGCACGGAAUGCCGCCUCGUGAAUGGACAGGCGCCGCCGGGCGCCCGCACGCUCGAGGAUGUUGGCCGCUGGCGGUGCGGUGGGUGCAAUGCGUGGAAUGGGAAGGAGAAGGUGGAGGAGGUGGCCGUGGAGCGGCUUGUGCAGGAGUGGGAGAAGGAGCGCCAGGCGAAGGAGGAGGGAAAGCCGAUUGAAUCUUCGAAGAACCAGGAGAUGGAGGAUGUCAUUACAUUAUCAGGUGGAGACGAGGGCUCGGGCGUGGAUGUCGCGGACGAGUCUGUUGAUGAGGCGCCUGUGCGGGAGCGCACGACGAGGAGCAAGUCCAAGGCGAAGGGGAAGAAGUGA
Paraphaeosphaeria sporulosa is the source of this 1143-nucleotide messenger RNA. RefSeq lists its product as uncharacterized. The transcript has 3 exons. NCBI's taxonomy places the organism in Eukaryota, Fungi, Ascomycota, Dothideomycetes, Pleosporales, Didymosphaeriaceae. Gene Ontology annotation, cellular component: endoplasmic reticulum tubular network. The coding region runs from base 1 to 1143 and encodes 380 amino acids. Gene Ontology annotation, biological process: endoplasmic reticulum tubular network organization. The record is from RefSeq and is a predicted model, not a curated record.